AUGAACGGCAGCGUGGCGGGCGGCUUUUCGGAGGAGCUCAUCAGCCUCACUCGCAGACCUUCAGGGCUGGGCUUCAACAUCGUUGGUGGGACAGAUCGGCAGUACAUUCCCAACGACAACAGCAUCUAUGUCAGCUGGAUCAAAAAGGAUGGGCCAGCUUACCUUGAUGGCCGCUUACGAGAAGGAGAUAAAAUUUUAGCGGUCAAUGGCAAAGAGUUGAAGGAUUUGCGGCACAAGGAUGCUGUGGAACUGUUCAGGAAUGCAGGCCAUGACGUGUGCCUCAAAAUUCAGCACAGGUUGCAGACACAAAAUGGCCCUGUGGGUCAUCGAAGUGAUGAUGGAGAAUCAGGUGGGCUUCGCCUAGCAGCCAUUCUUGUGCCAGGCCUGGCGCUUGCUGCAGCAGCAGUCUGGAUCUUGCUGAGGCAUCGGCAGCGGAUGUGAAGAGUUCACAUUUUGGAUAUCACUGCGUAUUUUACACAGCUAUGAUGUAAUUUAAAGAUAGAGAAUCAACAAUCUUACCACAGACUGAUGACAAAAAGGAUCAUUGCCUAUCAUAAAGCUGCUGCUGAUGUUCUUUAUUGAUUUUGUUGCAGGGUGGAUUUUUGAAGCAGAGAGGAAAAGUGGA
Molecule: messenger RNA, 625 nt
Organism: Indicator indicator
Lineage: Eukaryota; Metazoa; Chordata; Aves; Piciformes; Indicatoridae
Gene: SYNJ2BP
Product: synaptojanin 2 binding protein
Exons: 4
Coding region: 1-441 (146 amino acids)
Molecular function (GO): protein binding
Source: RefSeq, a predicted model, not a curated record